Monoraphidium neglectum is the source of this 360-nucleotide messenger RNA. RefSeq lists its product as hypothetical. The transcript has 3 exons. The record is from RefSeq and is a predicted model, not a curated record. Lineage: Eukaryota; Viridiplantae; Chlorophyta; Chlorophyceae; Sphaeropleales; Selenastraceae. The annotation marks the transcript as partial.
AUGACGUCAUUCAUAACCACCGCCGCGGUGUCGCUGACGCAGCACUGCCCCGGGGCCAAGGCGCGCGGCAGGGUCACUUGGGAGGGGGUGUCCGCGGCCGGCGUGUGCGUGCUGCAGUUCUCCAACGCGGUGCGCACCGAGGUGCCGCUGGCGCCGGUGGGCGACGCCGCCGCCUUCGCCGAGACGGUCGGCAAGAUGGUGCGCAUGAACGGCGGCACCAACAUCGCCGCGGCGCUGACGCAGGCGGGCGCCGCGCUCAAGGCCGGGCCGGGCGCAGCGGCGCCGGCGCCGGGCGCUGCGCGGCUGGUGGUGCUGCUGACAGACGGCCGGGUGGACGGGUACCAGUCGCGCGAGGCCAAG